Ipomoea nil (Japanese morning glory) is the source of this 1191-nucleotide messenger RNA. RefSeq lists its product as uncharacterized. Bases 1 to 1191 code for a protein of 396 amino acids. The record is from RefSeq and is a predicted model, not a curated record. Lineage: Eukaryota; Viridiplantae; Streptophyta; Magnoliopsida; Solanales; Convolvulaceae. The transcript is spliced from 4 exons.
AUGGCCAGUAGCAAACUAUCUCUUAUCCAGGAGCUGAAAGAUUUAAUGCAUGCUGCCUUCAAAAUCAAGGAUUUAGGUGUUCUUGGCUAUUUUCUGGGGAUGGAAGCCACAAUCAGCAGUUCUGGCCUUAACUUGUGCCAACGAAAGUAUGCCCUCGAGAUACUUGAAGACGCUGGUUUCCUACACUGCAAACCGGUACACACGCCCAUGACACCGGGAGUGCUUUUAACUCACACCGAUGGCAUACCUCUGUCUGAUCCAAGCAGCUAUCGGCGAUUAAUCGGGAGGCUAUUAUACCUUACAGCAACUAGACCAGACAUCACGUUUGCUGUACAUCACCUUAGUCAGUUUGUAAGCACACCUACUGACAAACAUAUGAUAGCUGCUCACCGCAUAUUAAGAUAUAUUAAGGGAUCUCCAGGCCAGGGAGUGUUCUACCCAACCAACAACAAACUCAAGCUUCAAGCUUUCUCAGACUCCGACUGGGCAUCUUGCUCAGAAACUCGCAGAUCAGUCACAGGCUUUUGUGCCUUCUUAGGUACAUCCCUCAUCUCAUGGCGCUCAAAGAAACAAGCUACGGUUUCCAAAUCAUCCUCUGAGGAGGAAUAUAGAGCCUUAGCCAUGACAACAUGUGAAUUACAGUGGUUAAACUCCCUCCUUCAAGACAUGCAAGUAACCACAACUGAGCCUAUCAUUAUUUUCUGCGACAGUAAGUCUGCUAUGGCAAUUGCUGAGAACCACGUGUUCCACGAAAGGACUAAGCACAUCGAGAUCGAUUGCCAUGUCGUAAGGGAAAGGAUUGUCCAGGGGUUGAUUAAACUGUUAUCUGUGUCCUCUGCUAACCAAAUCGCUGAUGGCUUCACAAAACCGUUAGCUUCCUCUUUGUUUCAUACUUUUGUAUCUAAGCUGGGCAAACUCGACCACAAAAUGGCAACAGUCGAUCCAAUGUUGUGUGCCAAUUUUGUAACUUUGCUGGUCAUGAAACCCGUGUCUGUCGCAACUCCAUCCAAUCAGUCUCCUACAGCAAAUUCCACUGUAGGAUUGGCUUCACCAUGGUUAUUUGACAGUGAGGCGACUCAUCACGCCACCCCCAAUAUGGCUAUUCUGCGCACCUUCUCUGAGUACAAGGGUCCCGAUAAAAUACAUCUGGGUGACGGUCCACAGCAAAAUGUCUACAUCAAGAACAUGUGA